Molecule: messenger RNA, 1466 nt
Organism: Argiope bruennichi
Lineage: Eukaryota; Metazoa; Arthropoda; Arachnida; Araneae; Araneidae
Product: acetylcholine receptor subunit beta-like
Exons: 8
Coding region: 188-1435 (415 amino acids)
Biological process (GO): regulation of membrane potential; chemical synaptic transmission; monoatomic ion transmembrane transport
Cellular component (GO): neuron projection; synapse; membrane
Molecular function (GO): transmembrane signaling receptor activity; extracellular ligand-gated monoatomic ion channel activity; neurotransmitter receptor activity
Source: RefSeq, a predicted model, not a curated record
AACAAGAACUCGUGUGUUGGCUUACGCCGCCAUGAUGGUUCAGCUAAACAUAGAUGUCACUGUUUGAAGAAUGAAGCUUAUGCUGCAAAAUAAUUCGUUUCUAAAAUUUUUUUGUGUAUGACACUAAUAUCACCGAAUGAAUAUUUUCAUGAAUAUGAGGAAAUAAUUUAAAGCCCCCUCAGUAAAAAUGUCUGAAAAUCUACAAUCAGGGCUCGUCAGUGCAGAUGAGAAUGAAACCGAAAUAAGACAAAAGGUGUUGAAGGAUUAUGAUCGUUCCAUUACUCCGAUAUUGUAUGCAAGAAGUGAACAUAAAUCUUACAUCGCCAUGAACGUAUUUCGCAUUCAGGGUCUUGAUGAAGUAAAAGGUGAAUUUAUUUUAGAAGGAGUAACUCAUGUAGCAUGGAGUGAUGAUCGAUUGAUUUGGGAGAAUGGUAGUGUCAAAUUUAUAAGAGUUUCCUCAGAUGAAAUUUGGAUACCACACCUAAAAGUUCUUAACAGGGUCUCUGAAAAUGAAAUGACUCUUGACCCGCUUCCAAUUGUGUUUAAUGGUGGUGUCUGGUGGGCUCCAAGGUGGGUUUUUCGAACAGCUUGUAUUCCAAACAUGAAAUAUUUUCCUUUUGACAGGCAUACAUGCGAAAUUAGAAUUGUUUCCGUUAGUGAAGAGGGUGAUCUUCUUCAAAUGAACUACUCAACUACAGAUUUAAAGCACAAGGCUUAUGUGUUGACGAAUUUCCUCAUAGAGAACAACUUAUGGAAAUUGCUUUCUGCAAAGUCCGAAUCAAAAAGGAUGGUAGUCGAUGUUGAUAUCGUGAGUGAUGUGGGCGUUUUCAUACUUGUAAUUGAGAGAUCAAUGCCUUUGAUAGCUUUAGCUGUUUUAACUCCAAGUCUUGUAAGCGUUAUAAUUUUACUUACAACAUUCUGGAUGGAAGCCGGUUGUUUAAUUCGUGCUGGUAUCAAUUUCACCUCUAUAUUAGUUUCUGCUGGGAAUCUCUUCACCAUAAGCAGGAUUUUGCCAGUUACAGGAGCAGUGACUCCAGCUAUAGUGGAAUACGUGUCGAGUGUCUUGAUUUUAUGCAUGCUUUCAUCUUUUCAAGCAAUUGCUAUGUCUUUCUUAACCCGCUGUAAGAAGCAACCACCUAUAUCUUAUACAACAAUAUCUGAAAAAUUUCCAAAUUGGGCUUUGAUGAUGCUGGCUCUAGUUCCACGAUCAGAAGAAACAGCAAUUGUGGAUGAAACUUUCUUAUUUUCCGAUUUAACAGGAAGAGACCAAAGAAGCAAUCUUCAGACAGAAGAUAGGAAAGAAGAAAAUGACACGAAGAUUAUUAAACUUCAUUAUCCAUGGGAAAAACAUAUCCUGCUUUGGGAACGUUUAUUAUUUUAUUUGUUUAUAAUUGUGAUAUUGCUGUUAAUAGUGUCUGUUAUCAUUACUGAAUAGUUGAUGAGUCAAUAAAUUUCUUUAUAAUGAA